AUGCCGAACGCGGAGGCGGCCGAGCUCAUGAAGCUCGUCGCCUCCACGAACAGCAGCGUCAAGCUCGACCUGUCGGCCUUCUCGACCGCGGGGGAGUACGUCGAGGCAAGCCCAGUGCUGGGCCGCGACGGGUUCUCUGGCAGGUCAAGCAACCCCUUCAACGAGGACGCACAGCCAGGGUUAGCACAGAACGGUAGAGGCAGGCCGGACAAGAUGCAGCGAUGGCCGUCGUCGGGACACCAGCCCGCCAAGAUGGUCGUGGUUGACAUCAGCAGCGCCGAGAACACCCCGGUGACGACCCCCGUCCACACCCCCGGCGGGAUGGGCGGCGGGGGGAUGGGCCGCGGUAGCGCGUUGCCCGUAUCGCCCCCUCGGCCGCCCUCGAGAGUCGACACAAGCCGAAGCAGCAGUGCUGCUGCUGCUGCUGCUGGUGCGCCGAGCCUGAACCCGUUUGUCGAGGAACGGCGGAGCCCGUCCGCGAGCCCGACCAACCCUUUCGUCACGGCCUCUUCGUCGUUGAAUCCCUUCGCCGGCGGCGACGACGGCGAACGGCAAGCAGCGGAGUCGGAGAAGAAAGGAGGAGGAGGGGGAGGAGGAGGAUGGAGAACGGGGGGGGAAGAGGAGGCGCCUCCUGUCGUGGAAGAGAAGGCCGGAGCGGCGACGGCGGCGUCACCGCCGCCGCCACCGCCGCCGUCCGGGGAAAGCAACAACCCGAAGAAGCCACCGCCGCUGCCCCCGAGAAGGCCGGCGAGCCACACGCCGACGGACCAACACCCGCCGCAGCCUUCGGCAGCUACGGCAGGGGAAGGGUCGGGGGGACACUCCGGCCCGGCGUCCCCCAGGUCGACGGUGUCGAGCGCGACGUGCGACAGCAGCGGCGGCGGCGGCCACGGCGACGGUUCAGAGGCGGGACCAGGCGUUGGGUCGGCCGAUCCCUCGACCGGGGACGAUGGAAUCGCCGGCGCGAAAUACCUGGUGGUGAACAAGGACACUGGGAAAAACUUCGACGUCCGCGAGAUGGAACAGCACUUGCCUACCAACAACUACACCCUCCUCCCCUCCCGCAAAGACCUGAUCGAGCGAGAGAGGCGCCGAUCGUCAGACAACCCCGUCCCCGUAACCCCAACGCCGCCGGCCACCGACUCCUCCACCGAGCCUUCGUUGUCGCUGGCGGCGGCGGCGGGACCGGCGGCGGGGGCGGCAAAACCAAACUCGCCGUCCCCGCGAUCUUCCUUGUCCGCCAGCGUGGCCGCGUCCAUGUCCGCGGCGGUCGGCUCGACGACCAGCAGGAAGGAGAAGGCUAAGAGCCUGGGCAGCAUGAUGCGAAGAAAGCUGGGCAAGGUGAAGACGGCCUCGGGAGCUUCGUCCCCUUCCCGUCCCUCUUCGUCUUCUUUCGGCGGCGGCGGCGGCGGCGGUGUGGGUGACGCGUUGGUAGACGUUGAGGGCAGUGGCGGAGCAGGAGGGGCAGGGGAAAGGAGUUCGGUCGGGAGCGGCAUGGGGGCCGCGGCGAAGGCGGCGCGCGGCGCCCUCGCCGGCAUCCGGGUGUCGUUCAAGGGGAAAGAGGCGUCCGAGACCCUCACGGGCCUGAUGCUCUUCCAGGAGCUCCGGUGUCACGACGGGCCGAUCUGGACGGCCGCGUUCAACCAGAGCGGAGAGUUCCUCGCCACCGCCGGGCAGGACGCGCGGAUACUCUUGCACAGGGUCGGGGACACCAGGGACGACCUCCGGGGCGAGAAGGCCGGCGACGGCGAUAGCGGCGGCGACGGGGGCAGCAAGGCUGCGGCGCCUGAUUCGGCUUCGACCGGUGCGGAGGGCUCAGGGCGGCCGCGGUCUGAGAAGGGGAGGCCAGAGCCUGGAACUCGAGGAGUCGAGUCAGUAGACUGCGGUAACGGUGGCGAUGGAACUGUUUCAGAGGACGCCACCACAAAGGGCAGUGGUCGACCGCCCUUGAGCGGAAGUGUUGGUGGGAGCGGGGGUGGCGGGGGGCGAGGGUCCGACGGCAGGGCGUUGUCGACCGUGAUGAUAGACCCGGAGCCGUGGCAGAUCUGGGAGGCGCACAAGGGGGACGUGGUGGCCAUCUCGUGGUCGAGGAACGACUUCCUGCUGUCGGCCUCUCUCGACAAGACGGUGCGGCUGUGGCACACCACCCAGGCCAGCUGCCUGCACUGCUUCCAGCACGCCGACACGGUUACCUCGGUCGACUUCCACCCGCUCCUGGAGCACUUCUUCCUGUCGGGCUGCUUCGACAAGAAGAUCAGGGUGUGGAACAUCCGGGACGGCCGGGUCCAGGAGUGGCAGCAGGCGCCGGACAUGGUGACCGCGGCCAAGUUCAGCCUGGACGGCCAGAUGAUCGUGGCCGGGCUCUACAUGGGACAGGUUCUCUUCUACCAGACCGAGGGCAUGCGCUACUUCACGCAGAUCGAGUGCCGAAAUCGCAGGGGCACGAAGAAGCGCGGCUGCAAGGUAAGCGGCUUCGCAUUCAGGAGGACGGCCUUCGGAGGAGGCGACGAAGCCGGCGGCGGCAAGAAGGACGCCGGGGUAGACGGCAGCGGAGCCGGCGGCGUCGGCGGCAGCAACCGAUCCGCCGGCUCCUCGCCUACGACGGGCCGCCGCAGCGAGCCGGUGACGCCAUCGCCGGCUUUCGGGGGUCCCGUCGGGCGCGGCGGCGAGGGCGGCGCAGCAGGGGGUGUGGGUGGCGUCAUCGCGGGGGGCGCGGGGUCUCACGUCCCGGAGCAGCUCCUGGUGACGACGAACGACUCCCGGCUGCGGCUGUACAACACGGACGACUUCGGGAUGAACGCCAAGUACAAGGGCUUCGCGAACGACACCCUGCAGAUCACGGCCACGUUCAGCGAGGACGGCAAGCAGAUCAUCAGCGGCUCGGAGAAUGGCAAGGUGUACGUGUGGAGCACUGGCGUCGUUGCAGGAACGUCCCCGUCCACGCUCCCAGGAGUCGGCGGCGGCGGCGGCGGCGGCCGCAUCCCGGGGGUGGGUGCGUCGGCCGCCGCUGCGACCUCCCCCUCGCCGGCGGUGGCGCCGACCCAAAAGGACACCAACACCCGCCACGAGUCCUUCCACGCGACAUCAGAGGCCCCCAAGAUCGUGACGACGGCCUGCUUCGUGCCGGAGUCGACGUCGCGGGCGUGCGUGCGGGCGGUGAGGGGCGGGCUCUCCGGGCCGGUGGAGGAGAGCGGGGGCUACGGCGGUUGCAUGAUCCUGGCGACCGACUACAACGGCUGCGUCCGCGUGUACUGCAAGUCGGCAGUGCUGCUGAGCUAGGUUUCGUAUGUUAGUGGUGCGGUGCAUGGCAAGCAGGCAGGCAGCUGGGAUGGUUUGUGUCGUCUGGUGUCGAUCUUCAUCGCCGCGAAUGGUGUGGUUUGUGUGACGCGUGAACAAAUUUCAGGAGUGGCACGAACGGUACCCCGUUGAUGGUGUGCUCUUUUAGCCCCGAUUCGUCGGGGUUGUUUUUCGGUAGUAGGUGUGUAUUGUUGUUGUCUGCAGUAGUUGGUUUGUUCUUUCUUGUCCAAAUUUUGGAUUCCGAUUCGUGCUUCGCGAUGCGGCAGCUCUCCGUCGCAUGCGCCGUGUAUCCGGGAUGUCUGUAGGGCUGUAAUUUUCUUGCCGUACAUGUUGGGUGGACUAAGCGUUUGGCGGUUUUCAAUAUUUUUCCGUGUCUUUGGGACUCGCGCAUAUGUGUAUAUACGCUGGAUACCUUGGCAGGCUACUCGUGUGUUAGGGAUUUGUGGCGGCUGCCACCCCGUCUCUUGUUGACGGCUGGCUACGUUUUUGAGUUGGCUGGAAUGCUCCGAAUGGUGUCAGAACGAGCUAAUUUUUGCCCUUGGUCGCAUCCCAUCCGCAGGCAGGCCGUGUGCAAAAAAAAUGACUGAAGUGACUGAUGAUGGAGAGUUUUGCCGCCGCUCGGUGGCGUAGAUUGGGAGGCCCUAGGUUGUGAUGGACAGAUGUUGUGGUGUAUGUUGUCCUCUCUGUGUGUUACGGGGGGUUGUUCCAUUCGGUGUCGUCUGUGUUGUUCACGCCGCCGCCAUAUGCGUCGUGUGUGUCGGCUGUCGAAUUGUCUUGUCCGGCUACAGUAGGUUGCUGUUGUGCGUCCCGGCUCUUUGCAGAACGUGUAAAGAAAAGGUGGUUUUAGAACGGUCUCCUCGCAAAAGAAACGCGUGAGAUGUAAAAUGUACCGGUAGUGUAUUAAAAAUCACUCAAGACGAGAUGGAAAACUGUAUCGACACGGAUGGGUGCGGAAAAUGCUAUUAUACCUCACCUGUCUCUUUUUCCUACCGGUGGCGGCGCCUAGUCUCACCAUCCUUCCUGUGUCACGUUGCAGGCCACGUGCUCUCGUACGGUGGAGCAGGGAUUCUUCCCUGAGCCGCCGUACUAGACAAUCGAUGCCUGCCUGCUACAUGCACGUGCGCGUGUAUUUUUUUAUGGUACACACACGUCGUUUAAUUGUCGAAAUACCAUUUAGAUUGCUGUUGGUGAAACCGAGUGCCAGUAAAAGCCGCACCAGCAUUGAGUGACGCCAGACCGCGUGCACCUUCUUUCCCCUCUGUCUGUCUGCUCUUGUCGUCAACCGACGAAUAUGGGCUGCCACCAUGUAUCAAUUUCCCCCACGCCAAACACGCAAAAUGUGGCGCAUGGCUACCACCCCUCCUUAUGUGUGUCCCGUCCCCCGCCACCGCCGGCCGGGAGCAACUUCCACCGCCGGUAUUCUCCCCCUACAAGCAGGGAACCCUGGUGGGCCACCGUCCGUGCGGUGGUAGGAUUUGAAAGAGGAGGAAAAUCCAGUGAGAUUUUUGCACACAGCUACAUAUUGUCGGCGUCAUUGCCACACCAAUGAUUUGGAGGUGGUACUACACAAGUCUUGGGUCUUCCCCCGCCCUCUCCUGUUCUGUUUCGAAAGGGAUGCGUGGUCACUUUGUUGGUGUCAACGGCUGUACAGCAGUACCGUAACGUACCAAACGAUUGUGGUGCCCCCCCCCCCCCCCCCCCCGGUGCCUUCCCAGCCUUUUCUUCCCCCGGGGGAAACUCAAAGGGUUCUUUUUUUUUUCCCUUUCCCCUCCCCCCCCCUUCCAUUCCGGUCAAUUCCCGUGGUAAAUUUUCCCGGCCCAACAAAUGAAACCUUCCAAAAUAAGGGGUUGGCGGCCCUUGGGUGGGGGAAAACCCCAAAACCAUUAUUGGGGGAGGCCCCGGUUUUAACCCACCCCGGGGGGAAAGGAUUAUUUCUUGCUUGGACCCCCCCCCGGAACCCCCCCAGUUUUUUUUAGGGCCCGGGGUUUUUUUUGCCCCACCUUAUUGGUCAAAAGGGGGGGGGGGGUGGGGGGGGGGAGGGUACCUGUAUGCAGGGUUGGAAAAAGCUCUCAACCAAAAGCUCAACAUCGGCCCAAAUGAUGCGGGACACAUUUGUUUUCUCUACCGCGAACCAAACUACUAUUAUAAUACAGUCCGACCACAACGUGAGCAGGCCUGCCGCGAACAGAUACUCUUCGGGUAACGACGUUUUCGGCCGAACCAAGACGUCCGUGUAUAAGUGACACUCCCUUCAUUGGUCACAACCUUUUCCCAGGACAACGCGCAUAAUCUUACAUGCAUUUUCUUCACACACAUGGUGCCGAGAGAGACAGCAGUAGGGCAGGAUCAUCAAGCAAGGCUUGGGUUUCUACACACGUGGAGCGCCGAGAUCUCGAACCCAACCCCACUCACCUCACCCGCGCUUUCUUUCUUGGAAACCCCUGGCUCUCCGCCACCAGCAACAGUCUGGAUAGCUUGCCCUUUCGACGACAACAGCCCAACAGACGACUCGAAGCCCUCCGACAAGUCCACUACGAACGAAUUCAUUCAUGGACGGGGCACUUGAGCGUUGUGUGCGGAAAAGGGCGCAGGCAACCUUCCGACUUCGCCGACA
Molecule: messenger RNA, 5911 nt
Organism: Ectocarpus siliculosus
Lineage: Eukaryota; Phaeophyceae; Ectocarpales; Ectocarpaceae
Source: the annotation of a GenBank genome assembly